This is a messenger RNA of Melospiza melodia melodia, 853 nucleotides long. RefSeq names its product cysteine and glycine rich protein 2 (gene CSRP2). The transcript has 6 exons. The record is from RefSeq and is a predicted model, not a curated record. The coding region runs from base 42 to 626 and encodes 194 amino acids. Lineage: Eukaryota; Metazoa; Chordata; Aves; Passeriformes; Passerellidae. Gene Ontology annotation, biological process: actin cytoskeleton organization. Gene Ontology annotation, cellular component: cytoplasm.
CCGGCUGAGACGCGCCGAGCCGAGCCGAGCCGAGAACCACCAUGCCGAACUGGGGAGGUGGCAACAAAUGCGGAGCCUGUGGCCGCACCGUCUACCAUGCUGAGGAGGUGCAGUGCGACGGGAGGAGCUUCCACCGCUGCUGCUUCCUCUGCAUGGUCUGCCGGAAAAACUUGGACAGCACAACUGUAGCAAUUCAUGAUGCUGAGGUUUACUGCAAAUCUUGCUAUGGGAAAAAGUAUGGCCCAAAAGGUUAUGGAUAUGGCCAAGGGGCAGGCACACUGAACAUGGACAGGGGAGAGAGACUAGGCAUCAAGCCUGAGAGCACGCCUUCUCCUCACCGGCCCACCACAAAUCCAAACCCUUCCAAGUUCGCUCAGAAGUUUGGAGGGACAGAGAAAUGCUCCAGGUGUGGUGAUUCUGUUUAUGCAGCAGAGAAAGUAAUAGGAGCUGGCAAGCCAUGGCACAAGAACUGCUUCCGAUGUGCCAAGUGUGGAAAAAGCCUAGAAUCUACAACCCUAACCGAAAAAGAGGGAGAAAUCUAUUGUAAAGGUUGUUACGCAAAGAACUUUGGCCCCAAGGGAUUUGGGUAUGGCCAGGGAGCAGGUGCCCUUGUUCAUGCCCAGUGAGGGGGCUAAAACGCCUUCCAGUUCUGCUGAGAUCCUGCCAGAAGGAGCAAGAGUUUUCCAAAUGUUACUAACUACUGUGAAACAGAUACUAGUUACUGUAGUGUACCUUCAGCCAAUGAUUUUAAAAACACACACAAUGCUUUUUUUCUUGCCUUGUAUAUCACACUGUAACACUUUUAAUACUGAGUAUCAAUGUAAUAAAGCUUUGCUUGUUGAUAUACCCUAAA